GACGACGGGGGUCCGAAACCGCCGGGACGGGAAGUGAGCCGCCAGGCCGCAGUGAGAGCGGGUCCCGCAGCCGCCUGCACCGGGGUGAAGCAUGGCGGCCGCCAAGGUGGCUUUAACCAAGAGAGCAGAUCCAGCUGAGCUUAGAACAAUAUUUUUGAAGUAUGCAAGCAUUGAAAAAAAUGGUGAAUUUUUCAUGUCUCCCAGUGACUUCGUCACUCGAUAUUUGAACAUUUUUGGAGAAAGCCAGCCGAAUCCAAAGACUGUGGAGCUUUUAAGUGGUGUAGUGGACCAGACCAAAGAUGGAUUAAUAUCCUUUCAAGAAUUUGUAGCAUUUGAAUCUGUCCUGUGUGCCCCAGAUGCUUUGUUCAUGGUGGCCUUUCAGCUGUUUGACAAAACUGGCAAAGGAGAAGUCACUUUUGAGGAUGUUAAGCAAGUUUUUGAACAGACCACAAUUCAUCAGCAUAUUCCAUUUAAUUGGGAUUCAGAAUUUGUGCAACUACAUUUUGGAAAAGAAAGAAAGAGACACCUGACAUAUGCAGAAUUCACUCAGUUUUUGCUGGAAAUACAAUUGGAGCAUGCAAAGCAAGCCUUUGUGCAAAGGGACAAUGCCAGGACUGGAAAAGUCACAGCCAUUGAUUUCCGAGACAUCAUGGUCACCAUCCGCCCCCAUGUCUUGACACCUUUUGUAGAAGAAUGUCUAGUAGCUGCUGCUGGAGGUGCCACAUCCCAUCAAGUUAGUUUCUCCUAUUUUAAUGGAUUUAAUUCACUCCUUAACAACAUGGAACUCAUUAGAAAGAUCUACAGCACUCUGGCUGGCAACAGGAAAGAUGUAGAGGUGACUAAAGAGGAGUUUGUUCUGGCAGCUCAGAAAUUUGGUCAGGUUACACCCAUGGAAGUUGACAUCUUGUUUCAGUUAGCAGAUUUAUAUGAGCCACGGGGACGUAUGACCUUAGCAGACAUUGAACGAAUUGCUCCUCUGGAAGAGGAAACUCUGCCCUUCAACUUGGCUGAGGCCCAGAGGCAGAAGAAGGCCUCAGUCGAUUCAUCUCGACCAGUUCUCCUACAGGUUGCAGAGUCAGCCUACAGAUUUGGUCUGGGUUCCAUUGCUGGAGCUGUGGGAGCCACUGCUGUGUAUCCUAUUGAUCUUGUAAAAACUCGAAUGCAGAACCAACGAUCAACUGGCUCUUUUGUGGGAGAACUUAUGUAUAAAAACAGCUUUGACUGUUUUAAGAAAGUGCUACGCUAUGAAGGCUUCUUUGGACUGUACAGAGGUCUGUUGCCGCAGUUAUUGGGAGUUGCCCCAGAGAAGGCCAUAAAACUUACAGUGAAUGAUUUUGUGAGGGAUAAAUUUAUGCACAAAGAUGGUUCGGUUCCACUUGCAGCAGAAAUUCUUGCUGGAGGCUGUGCAGGAGGCUCCCAGGUGAUUUUCACAAAUCCUUUGGAAAUUGUCAAGAUCCGUCUGCAGGUAGCUGGGGAAAUCACCACCGGUCCCCGAGUCAGUGCUCUGUCUGUCCUGAGGGACCUGGGGUUCUUCGGAAUCUACAAGGGUGCCAAAGCAUGCUUUCUGCGGGACAUUCCUUUCUCGGCCAUCUACUUCCCGUGCUAUGCUCAUGUGAAGGCUUCCUUUGCAAAUGAAGAUGGGCAGGUUAGCCCCGGAAGCCUGCUCUUAGCUGGCGCCAUAGCUGGUAUGCCCGCGGCCUCUUUAGUGACUCCUGCUGAUGUUAUCAAGACUCGAUUACAGGUGGCUGCCAGGGCUGGCCAGACCACUUACAGCGGCGUGAUAGACUGCUUUAGGAAGAUACUGCGGGAAGAAGGCCCCAAAGCCUUGUGGAAAGGAGCUGGGGCUCGUGUGUUUCGAUCCUCACCCCAGUUUGGUGUCACAUUGCUGACAUAUGAAUUGCUGCAGCGAUGGUUCUACAUCGAUUUUGGAGGAGUGAAACCCAUGGGGUCAGAACCAGUUCCUAAAUCCCGGAUCACACUGCCUGCUCCCAAUCCUGAUCACGUUGGGGGCUACAAAGUGGCAGUUGCAACAUUUGCAGGGAUUGAAAACAAAUUUGGACUUUACUUACCUCUCUUCAAGACAUCAGCAUCUACCUCAAAAGUUAUCAGCGGAGGGCCCUAGGAGACUGACCCUGGGGUGUUGCUAUAGCUUUGUUACAUGGGGAAAGAGCGCCCAUCUUGGGUUGAAGCAAUAUUUCAUUCCUUUCACAUCCAUCUCUUGUUUAAAUUCAAGUCCAGGCUUUUUAUAAGGUGAAAUCAUUCAUUUUCCUUGUGUUUUUUUUUUUAACCAGGUCAUUAUAAAAUUAUUCAUAAUUACUCUUUGGGCCUCUGCUCACAAACUUGUUUGCAUCUGACGUUGGCUGGGAUUUGAUCAACACUCACAUGAUUUGGGAGAAAGAGCAGGUCUGAAUAGAAAUUAGAGGUCUUCUCCUUAGAUAAGGAUUAUAAUCCCAAAGAGGCUACAGAAAGUCAAUCAUGGUGCUCAAAGUGUUCUGUGCAUGUUUAACUGGUAGGAACAUGGGUGCUAAUUAGUAAAAGUGAAAAGCACUGGAAGCAAUGAAAACAUGAUCAGAAAUAGCCAGCCUGGCUUCAGGUUUUAACCAUGCACUAAUUCUGCCUCUGGAUUAUAUUACGAAGCUUUUAUGUGAAACAUGUUUUUUUGUAAUGAAAACCACAUUGAAGAUGUUUAAUAAUAAUCAUGUUCUAUUACUGGUACCGAGACUACUAGUGAGAAGUCUGUGCUUUAGAGGAGUACUCUUGGCAUUUUAUUAUAUGGACAGAGAAACCAUGAGAUGCAGCACCUCUUCUAGAUGUGCUAACUUUGGAUAACUGCUCAUAUGAUACACCUGUGCUGAUUACUGCCCAUUUCAAUAAACUCUGUAGGAAAAUGCAUGCCCCCUGUUCCUGGCACCUGCCCUAAUUCCCUCUUGAUCCCCCUGCAGUCGGCACCCAUUUGCCCUCAAAAUCCACUUUAUCUUGAAUCAUGUAAGACAAAUAUAUUCUAAUGUAAGUUUUUAUUUAAUUUGUGGUGCCUUGCAUAAUGGUCAGAGGGCUUGCGUGUUCAUAAAGGAGGAAAUAAACUAUUUUUAAAGCUA
This is a messenger RNA of Pteropus alecto (black flying fox), 3095 nucleotides long. RefSeq names its product solute carrier family 25 member 13 (gene SLC25A13). The coding region runs from base 92 to 2122 and encodes 676 amino acids. The record is from RefSeq and is a predicted model, not a curated record. NCBI's taxonomy places the organism in Eukaryota, Metazoa, Chordata, Mammalia, Chiroptera, Pteropodidae. Gene Ontology annotation, molecular function: L-aspartate transmembrane transporter activity; calcium ion binding; L-glutamate transmembrane transporter activity. Gene Ontology annotation, biological process: malate-aspartate shuttle; L-glutamate transmembrane transport; aspartate transmembrane transport. The transcript has 18 exons.